Messenger RNA from Cladocopium goreaui, 177 nucleotides. The record is from the annotation of a GenBank genome assembly. NCBI's taxonomy places the organism in Eukaryota, Dinophyceae, Suessiales, Symbiodiniaceae.
AUGAAGAAUGAUAGUGGCAAAGAUCGACCUGUGCUGAAAUUGGAGGUGGCGGCUGAGGAUUUCGUCGACCGCAGGAAUUACAUCCAGCUGGCUUCGAAGGCAGCAAAGAAGCAGGUGAAGGAAUUUCGGAAAGUCAUGGGUCCUCCCAGCUUCGGAGAAGCUCGAAGUGAGUUGUGA